Molecule: messenger RNA, 1120 nt
Organism: Chelonus insularis
Lineage: Eukaryota; Metazoa; Arthropoda; Insecta; Hymenoptera; Braconidae
Gene: Vps20
Product: vacuolar protein sorting 20
Exons: 4
Coding region: 111-740 (209 amino acids)
Biological process (GO): late endosome to vacuole transport via multivesicular body sorting pathway; vesicle budding from membrane
Cellular component (GO): multivesicular body; ESCRT III complex
Source: RefSeq, a predicted model, not a curated record
GUCAGCGUAAUCAAUGUUUUUCUUGUUGAGUUAACAAGAAUUUAAAACUUUUGUUUUUUUAUAACUUGUUUAAAAAUUGACAAUAUAUAUUUAACUAUCAAUAGUUAAAAAUGGGUUUAUUCUUUUCAAAGAAAAAACCUCAAAGCCGAGUAACGGAACACGAUAAGGCAGUAUUACAAUUAAAGCAAGCGAGAGAUAAGAUAAAACAGUAUCAAAAAAGAAUUGAACAAAAUAUUGAAAAAGACAGAGAAUUAGCCAAAAAAUUGAUCAAAAAUGGGAGAAAAGAACGAGCUCUUUCUCUUUUGCGUAAAAAGAAAUUCCAAGAACAAGUACUCUCCAAGACUGAUGGCCAAUUAGAAAAUCUAGAAAGAAUGGUUCAUGAUUUAGAAUUUGCACAAAUUGAAACUAAAGUUAUUGACGGUCUAAAAAUAGGCAACAUUGCUUUGAAAAAACUACACGAUAUUCUGUCGAUCUCAGAAAUAGAAAAAGUUAUGGACGAAACAAAAGAAGGCAUAGAAAAACAACGAGAAAUCGAUGAAUUAAUAUCUGGAGAACUGACUGCAGAAGAUGAAGACGAAGUUGUAGCUGAACUUGAUGCAUUGUUUGACCAAGAAACCACAGAAACAAUGCCUGAAGUUCCAGAGAAUGUGUUACUGCCUGAUGUACCUGACGAUGAAGUUAAAAAAGAAAAGAAAGAACGAGCGGGAAAAGAGUCUGAACCUGUUGCUCUUGAAGCAUGAGUUAUGAUUGCAUUUCUUCAUGAUUACACAAAAUAGAAGAUUUCAAAAGUUUGCGCAACGAUGAAUGUAUAUAAUGUACAGUUUCAAUAUUGAAAAAACAAAUAACUUAUAAAUAAAUUUGUAUAAGCACUGACUGUAAUAAUUCAGAGCUGAAUUUUAACAAUGUAGAACGGAGUUUUUAUCAACUUCAGAUGCCCAAAGAACUUGAGGUAAUUUGAAUAAAUAUUUAAUUAAUUUUUAUUUUAUUAAUAAAUUUAUGAAUCGAUAAAAACUUUACAUUUAAUAUAAAUUAUUUUAACAAAUAUAAUUUUUAAGUGUUAAAAAUAUUUUUAUCUUGAAAAAUUAUAAUAUAACAAUUGUAACUAUAAUCUUUAAUAUAA